UAUGUCUAAGAUUGUUUAAAUUAACUAAUAACGUAGGUACUAUGACAUUUUAGCAGGUAAAAUAUUAAACCAUUUAUUAAAUCUAAAUUAAAUACUUGUACAUUUCUUUUUAAAUAUAAAUUUGAAGAGAAAAUAAUUAACAGACUUAAAAAUGUCGGGCACUCAAGGAGAAGAAAAGAAAGAAGAAAAGAAAGUUACAGAAAUGGGUUUUACGCCAACUCCACGACCCGGUGGUUUUUUGAAAAUCAAAUUAGAUGUGAAAGAGAAAAAGAAUAAAGUACUCCAAUUCGAUCAAUACCAAAAUAUCAUAAGCCGAGUAGAGGAUAUGGAAAAGAAUAAAUUUAAGACUGAAAAGUCUGUCGUUAAAAACCCAGUAGCACCAACAAUAACACCGAUAAGAAGUUUAAAUUUGCCAAAAAUUUCUCAGGAAUCGCUAUUUGACAAAUGUCUAAUUGAGAAUGAAGAUGGACAAGCGCAAAACGAUUACGAAAAAUGGUUGGACGAAACUGCCCCAGCUAAUGACACCAAUCUCAUGGAUAAUCUUGAAGAAGCGAUCAAUUUUAUUGUACUAUUGGCAUCUAAACCAGAGGCAGACUCCAGCGAUUUCGAUGAAAUGCAAGCUAUUUCAGUAGUACAAUUUUUACGCACUAUUAAAACACCUACUGGUCAAUAUGAACCUAACAAUCUACGAUUGAUGGAGUAUAUUGACAAAAAAGGAGAAGAAUUUCACAAAAAAUAACCUAAUUUUAAAUAUACGAUAACAUUUAACACAACAAAA
Molecule: messenger RNA, 778 nt
Organism: Acyrthosiphon pisum (pea aphid)
Lineage: Eukaryota; Metazoa; Arthropoda; Insecta; Hemiptera; Aphididae
Exons: 3
Coding region: 152-739 (195 amino acids)
Source: RefSeq, a predicted model, not a curated record